AUGUUGGUUUCGGACUCGGUUUCAAGUGGAAAUGAUAUUUUAGUUAAAAUUGUCAGUCCUGAAGGGCAGAUGUAUACUGGGUACUUCCCUGAAGACACUCUCAUAGAAGAGGUUAAAAACGGUGCAAUAGAUUACUUCUAUCCAUCAGGAGAAUCUGGUUCUGGACGGUUUAAAAUCGUACGUGUGUGUGAUACAACAACAUUACACGAUUUCCUUACACUAGCCCAAGAGCAGAUAGCCAUGUAUGAAGAAUUGCUAUUAAUUGAACGACGUAUCCCUGAAGCUGGUACACUCUGGGAUCUGGGAGCAGUUCGCGCUCCACAGCCAGCUGCCAUAGCAGCAGCGACAGCAUCACUACCAAUCCCACAAAACGCUAUUCGACAACCAAAUUUACAAUCUUUACUGUCUACAAAUGAACUUUCGUUUGAACUGAGAAAAAUACUGAUAUCUUUGAUAGAAGCCGGUGCACGGUUGGCAGCGGCUGGUAAAAACUAUGAAUUAACUUUAUCUCAGCUAUCUGCCGCGUUAGACGAGCCGCAGAGAACGCAACAAAUUGUCGUACAAGUUAUUACGCCAGAGGAAAUCGCAUCAAGAUUCAACAUACAUAAUAAUAUAGAAGCAAACGAAGAGUCUACAUCAUCUUCUGUUGGUGACGAGCAAUAUAAACGCGCGGAGCAUUUGCAGCGUUUUCUAGAGAAGUUCCGCGCUUGGAGAACUAGGAUAGCGCCUCCACCUAACCCUGAAUCGAUUGCCACUCUCAAAGAUCUUGGGUUUUCGUAUGAGGAUGUUGAUACAGCACUUCGGUCUACUGGAUGUAAUGUACCAGCAGCAGCGUCCUGGCUCAUUGGUGAAAGAGGUUCUAGCGUUUUUGAACUAAUCAAUGGUCUACCAGAAGGAGUUAUCCUGCAAACCUUGCUAAAACAACCGCAAAUACAACGUGGUCUUUUGAAUACUCGAAUGUUAAUUGCAUUCAUAGCAAUGGUUGGACAAACAGGGAGUGCGUCGCUGUGGUUAAACUCACCUCACGGAAGUCCGCUCCUCUCGCAAAUAUCUAGAACAUAUCAUUCGGAGAAAUAUUGCCUCGCCGUUAAUCAGUUUUCGGAAAGACAAAAACAUGCUUCGAGACCCUCUACUUCUGGACAAAGAAAU
Brenthis ino (lesser marbled fritillary) is the source of this 1149-nucleotide messenger RNA. The record is from the annotation of a GenBank genome assembly. Lineage: Eukaryota; Metazoa; Arthropoda; Insecta; Lepidoptera; Nymphalidae.